UUCACAAUCGUACUUCUCUUGACUUCUCUGUGGUUGUCUGUGGUUAAAGUAAGGUUAGGUUUACAUAAAGACGUGAGACAACACGUGAGAACGAUUUCUAUUUCUUCGGAGCAGUUUUGUAUUACUUGAAAAUAUGGGUCGGAAAAAAAGAACGAAAAUGCCUGCUAAUAAAGAGGACAUUGAUGAUAUGGAAGACGACAAUAUCGAAGAUGUGGACAUCAAUGCUGUGACGGAUUCAGAAGAAGAAUAUACAGAAACUGAAAAGAAAUUGCUGGAAAAAGUACGGAAACAACGUACCACUGAGAAUUUUGAUAGCGACGACGAGGUUUAUGGGUUGCAAAGUGACAGUGAGGAGGAAGAGAAAGAUGAGGAAGACGAUCAGCAAGACUUAAUGGAAUCCGAUAUCGAAGGGAUGCAAGAGGAUGACGAUAUGCCAAAUGACAGGGCUUGGGGUAGUAAAGCAAAAGCUUUUUACUCGUCGGAUUUCAAGUAUACAGAUUAUGCAUCGGCACCCCAAAAAGACUUAAUCAAUGCAGAGAUGGAGGAGGAAGAAGGAAAGAGGCUGCAUUUGAGAUCAAUGGAACAGCAUUUAGCUCCUGAUGUUUCAGAUUUUAGUAGAAAUAAAGUAGCUACAAUUACAGAGGACAGCAAAGUUGUCCAAGAGGACACUAAACAAAUGUCUGACAAGGAAUCUUUUACAAUCAUGAUUGAUACUUUUAAAGAAUGCAUGAUAGAAGCAAAGGAUAUUUUGGCGCCCUUUCUCGAAUUGGUCAAGGAUGGAACGUGUCCUGAAUGCAAUGCAGUAGCUUUCGCCAGAACCAAAUAUGAGAUUAUAUUAAAUUAUUGUACAAAUAUCUCAUUUUGUUUACUGCUGAGAGCCAAAGGAAAAUCAGUGAAAUCGCAUCCAGUUGUAAAACGUUUGGAGCAGUACCGUCAACUACUCGAUCAAUUGCAGUCAGAGCAGGGAAACUUGUUGGAACAAAUGACAGAGAUACUAAAAGCAGUUAAAGAAGGCAAGCCACUUUACAGCAUAUCAAAUGGUUCUCAGAUACAAGCUAGCAAUAAAAAGGCACCAAAACUUAUUAGCUUGACUAAAAAGCUGGAACAUAAAAAAGAAAAGCCAGUUAUGCAAGAAGAAAAGUUACUGUUUGACAGUAUGGAUGAAGAAGCAAGCAUGGAAGAUCUAGAUGCCGAAAUGCACGAUGAAUUUGUAGCUGACGAAAAAGAUAACACUAUUGUAAAUACUGUAAACGAAGAAGCUAAGAGAGCGAUAACGUACCAAAUUGCGAAGAACAGGGGUCUUACACCUUAUCGCAAGAAAGAAUUGCGCAAUCCACGAGUGAAGCAUAGAAACAAAUAUCGUAAAGCCAAGAUUCGCAGAAAGGGCGCGGUAAGAGAAGUGAGAAACGAACUGACUCGUUACUCAGGGGAGAUCUCAGGUAUCAAAGCAGGUGUAAAGAAAGGCAUUAAAUUAAAAUAAUUAAAAAAUUUUAUCUGCUAUAGAUUAUUCUUUUAUAUAUAAUCUGUUAAGUAAAUAUUCUUUUUCGAAUAAAUAAGUAUUCUUUGUUUUAACUGGAUUUUAAUUUCUUAUUGUACAAUUUCUAAAACCAAUUGUUUCAAUUAGACAAGUAAGUUUUCUAUGUUUUGUCUGAAAAUUAUCAGCAAUGAUUAAUCACCUCAUAACUGAUAUAUGUAAUUAGAUGUACAAUGUAAUAAACAUAAAUGAAAUACCU
Monomorium pharaonis (pharaoh ant) is the source of this 1733-nucleotide messenger RNA. RefSeq names its product something about silencing protein 10 (gene Sas10). Lineage: Eukaryota; Metazoa; Arthropoda; Insecta; Hymenoptera; Formicidae. Gene Ontology annotation, biological process: maturation of SSU-rRNA from tricistronic rRNA transcript (SSU-rRNA, 5.8S rRNA, LSU-rRNA). Gene Ontology annotation, cellular component: small-subunit processome; nucleolus. The transcript is spliced from 4 exons. The record is from RefSeq and is a predicted model, not a curated record. The coding region runs from base 134 to 1480 and encodes 448 amino acids.